AUGUCAAUGUGGAGGAUCAGGAGGAGCGUUUGGACCCUCCUUCUUUCCCUCCUCCUGUCUCCCCUCUCCUCUCAGUCUGAUGGGGGGGUCCCCAUCCCAGAGCACGGCCUCUGUCAGCCCGUCUCCAUCCCUCUGUGCAGCGAGCUCGCCUACAACCUGACCAUCCUGCCGACCCUGCUGGGACACUCCUCCCAGGAGGAAGCGGGGCUGGAGGUGCAUCAGUUCUUCCCGCUGGUUAAAGUGGCGUGCUCAGCCGAGCUGCGCUUCUUCCUGUGCUCGCUGUAUGCCCCCGUGUGCACAGUCCUGGAGCAGGCCCUCCCCCCCUGCAGGGCUCUGUGUGAGCGUGCUCGGUGCGGCUGCGAAGCGCUCAUGAAUAAGUUUGGCUUCCCGUGGCCGGAGAGGCUGCGCUGUGAAAACUUCCCGGUCCACGGUUCGGGAGAGAUCUGUGUGGGUCGGAACACGACCGGCAUUGACGAUCCCACGUUAGACCCCACCCCAAACAUCCAGGACCUCGUAACCCCACCACUGUACGUCCGGACCAACCGGGCCUUCUCCUGCCCCCUGCAGCUCCAGGUACCCGCCUACCUAAACUACCACUUCCUGGGGGCGAAGGACUGUGGUGCCCCGUGUGAGGCGACCCGGCCCGGCGGCCUGAUGUUCUUCGGGGAGGAGGAGCUGAAGCUGGUCCGGCUCUGGGUCGGGGUCUGUUCAGUCCUGUGCUGUGUGAGCUCCCUGUUCACCGUGCUCACCUUCCUGCUGGACACGACAAGGUUUGGUUAUCCGGAGCGGCCCAUCGUCUUCCUCUCCGGAUGUUACUUCAUGGUGGCAGCCACAUAUGGCGUGGGCGUCCUGCUGCAGGACAGGGUGGCGUGUGUGGAUCAGUUCAGAGUGGACGGGUACAGGACGGUGUCUCAGGGCACCAAGACGGAGGGCUGCACACUUCUUUUUACCGUGCUCUACUUCUUCAGCAUGGCGAGCUCCGCCUGGUGGGUCGUCCUGUCACUCAGCUGGUUCCUGUCGUCCGCCAUGAAGUGGGGUCACGAGGCCAUCGAGGCCAACACCCAGUACUUUCACCUGGUGGCGUGGGCGGUACCGGCAGUGAAAACCAUCACUGUUCUGGCGACGGGGCAGGUGGAUGGCGACCUACUGACCGGCGUCUGUUACGUGGGGAUUUACAGUGUGGACGCUCUGCGGGGCUUCGUCCUGGCGCCGCUCUUCAUCUACCUUAUCAUCGGCGCUUCCUUCCUGCUGGCGGGCUUCGUGUCGCUCUGCCGUAUCCGCACCGUCAUGAAGCAUGAAGGCACUCAGACGCAGAAGCUGGAGAAGCUGAUGGUGCGGGUCGCAGCGUUUGGCGUGCUGUACACAGUGCCCGCCAGCAUCACCCUCGCUUGCUACUUGUACGAGCAGGCGUUCCGGCCACAGUGGGAAAUUACGUGGCGCUUGCAGACGUGCAAACGCUUUGCAGUGCCGUGCCCCGACGGAAACGUUGAACCACUGACGCCCGACUUCACCGUGUUCAUGAUCAAGUACCUGAUGACCAUGAUGGCCGGGAUCACCUCCGGCUUCUGGGUGUGGUCAGGGAAGACGUUGCAGUCAUGGCGGCAGUUCUAUAAAAGACUGAUCAACAACAACAACAACAACAACAACAACAAGCAGGGGGAGACAACAGUGUGA
Labrus bergylta (ballan wrasse) is the source of this 1674-nucleotide messenger RNA. RefSeq names its product frizzled-7-like. The record is from RefSeq and is a predicted model, not a curated record. Gene Ontology annotation, molecular function: Wnt receptor activity; Wnt-protein binding. Gene Ontology annotation, biological process: canonical Wnt signaling pathway; non-canonical Wnt signaling pathway. Gene Ontology annotation, cellular component: plasma membrane. Lineage: Eukaryota; Metazoa; Chordata; Actinopteri; Labriformes; Labridae.